GUAAGAUAUUGGAUCAAUGGCGGAAGAUUAAUGGUGACUUUGUAGAAACUUCAGCUGCAAAACAAGUGUUGGAAUGUGCCCAGGAAAAUAGUUGUGUAACUAUUACAGCUAGUUCUGGUGUUGGAAAGACAGCAACCCUACAACAUGUAGUUUUGAAAAUGGCAGAAGAAGGAAUCCAUUUUUAGUGUAUGAAGCAGAGAUUGAUCAGCUGAAGAAGAAAGGGUGUUUUGGUAAAUACUGUGCCUUGGCAUUGUGUGUAAUGUUCAACAAUGAGUUAGAGGAAGAAGUGUUGACAGACGAGAUAGAUACAAACACAAGAGCAAUCAUAGAGAACACAUUUGAGGCAUGCCGACUAGAGAAAGGAACAUCAAGGUUAAUUUUAUUGGAUGAACUUGAUUCACUUGAACAUACAUUUAUUAAGAAAGAAUAUGGUAUAUACAAAACUAUACAUGAUAAACUUUUUGACUUUUUAUCUUAUUAUUUUGGAAAAACUAUGAUCCAGAGUUUAAUAAAAAAUGCACACAGUCAAUAUAUCAUGGAACGAUUUUUAUUAGAAAGAGAAAACAAUAUGGAUCAGUUCAUUACUAUUGUUCCUCUUAAAUACAAUGACAUGUACAUGGAGAGAAUGGUUAGUGACUGGUCCAAUGGUAAAGUAGAAAAUGUUUUCUGUAAUAUCAAUAUGACCAACCGAAAGUUCAGACUGAGAUACCUGUGUUAUUUGAACACACUUGACAUAAAAUAUCAAAGACAAUUAGCACAAAAAUGUGAUAUUAAAAGCCAAGAUACUGCACUACUGCAGUGUUGUUUUAAAGGUGAUAUUCCAUUGAUUCAGUGGUGUUUAUAUCAUGGUGUUGAUGUUAACAGGUGUAGGUGUGAUGGUGGAAGUCCUCUAUUUGUAUCAUCACAGCUAGGUCAUACUGAAGCAGUACAGCUUUUGUUGGACAAUAAGGCGGACAUCGAUAAAUGCAAAGAUGAUGAAAUAUCUUCCCUGUUUAUAGCUUGUCAACUAGAAUAUACAGAUAUAGUACAGUUAUUACUUAAAUAUAAGGCAGACAUAAAUAAGUGUAGAGCUGAUUCAUCAUUUCCACUUUAUAUGGCUUGUCAACAGAAUCGUGUAGAUAUAGUUAAACUGUUACUUUACAACCAGGCAGACAUAAAUAAGUGUACAGACAAAGGAUCAUCUCCUCUGUUUAUUUCUUGUUAUAAAGGAUGUACAGAUAUAGUAAAACUGUUACUCGACAACAAGUCAGACAUGAACAAGUGUACAGAUAACAGAAUAUCUCCUCUGUUAAUGGCCUGCCAGGAGAAUCAUGUAGAUAUAGUAAAGUUGUUACUUGACAACAAGGCAGACAUGAAUAAGUGUAAAGAACCUGGUGUAUCACCCCUGUAUAUUGCUUGUCAGGACGGUUUUACAGAUAUAGUUAAGCUAUUACUUGACAAUAAGGCAGACAUUAAUAAAUGUAGAGAUGAUGGUACAUCUCCCCUGUAUAUUGCUUGUGCGAAUAACCAUUCAGUCAUAGUACAGCUGUUACUUGACAACAAGGCAUACAUAAAUAAGUGUUUAGAUGAUGGAACAUCUCCCCUGUAUAUUGCUUGUGAGAAUAACCAUUCAGACAUAGUACAGCUGUUACUUGACAAUAAGGCAGACAUAAAUAAGUGUUUAGAUGAUGGAACAUCUCCCCUUUUACAGGCUUGUCAGGAAGGUUGUGCAAAUAUAGUACAGUUGUUACUCAGCAGCAAGAUAGACAUUAAUAAGUGUAGAAAUGAUGAAACAUCGGCUCUUUUUAUUGCUUGCCAGAAUAAUCAUGCAGGGAUAGUCAAGAUGUUACUUGACAACAAGGCAGACGUUAAUAAGUGUACAGAUGAUGAAACAUCUCCCCUUUUAAAGGCUUGUCAUGAAGGUAAUAAAGAUAUUGUUCAGUUGUUACUUGACAGCAAAGCAGAUAUGAAUAAGUGUAGUAAUAAUGGAACAUCUCCUCUGUCUAUUGCUUGUUUCGCGAACCAUGUAGAUAUAGUAACGUUGUUACUUGAAAACGGGGCAGACAUAGAUGAGUGUAUAGAUGACGGAUCAUCUCCCCUGUAUAUUGCCUGUCGGAAUAACCAUGAAAACAUAGUACAGCUCUUACUUGACAACAAGGUAGACAUUAAUAAAAGUAGAAAUGAUGGCACAUCUCCUUUAUUUAUUGCAUGUGCGUUGAAUCAUAUAGAAAUAGUAAAGUUGUUACUUGACAACAAUGCAGACAUUAAUAAGUUUUAA
Messenger RNA from Mytilus trossulus (common blue mussel), 2257 nucleotides. Its product is annotated as ankyrin repeat domain-containing protein 17-like. The coding region runs from base 260 to 2257 and encodes 665 amino acids. NCBI's taxonomy places the organism in Eukaryota, Metazoa, Mollusca, Bivalvia, Mytilida, Mytilidae. The transcript is spliced from 2 exons. The record is from RefSeq and is a predicted model, not a curated record. Gene Ontology annotation, molecular function: protein binding.